Magnolia sinica is the source of this 1151-nucleotide messenger RNA. Its product is annotated as glyoxylate/succinic semialdehyde reductase 1. The transcript has 8 exons. Gene Ontology annotation, cellular component: cytosol. Gene Ontology annotation, molecular function: 3-hydroxybutyrate dehydrogenase activity; NADP binding; NAD binding. NCBI's taxonomy places the organism in Eukaryota, Viridiplantae, Streptophyta, Magnoliopsida, Magnoliales, Magnoliaceae. The record is from RefSeq and is a predicted model, not a curated record. The coding region runs from base 162 to 1046 and encodes 294 amino acids.
AUUACAAUAAUCUCUCCUUCUCAACAUAAUCCUAGCUUUCAAUCAACCUCAUUUUUCUUUAUUAAGGGAAGAGAGAGAGAGGGGGACAGAGGUUUUCUGCUGCUUUCUUCUCUUCUUCUGUUCGUAGUUGUAGUGUUUUUGGGAUUCUUUGAGAGAGAGAGAUGGAGGUGGGAUUCUUAGGGUUAGGUAUAAUGGGAAAGGCCAUGGCUCUCAACCUCCUCCGCAAUGGCUUUAAAGUUACUGUCUGGAACAGAACUCUUUCUAAGUGUGAUGAGCUUGUGGAGCAUGGUGCCUCAGUUGGAGAAACCCCUGCAGCAGUGAUCAAGAAGUGCAAGUACACCAUUGCAAUUCUGUCUGAUCCUUCUGCUGCUUUCUCGGUGGUUUUUGACAAGGAUGGCGUGCUUGAAGAAAUAUGCAAUGGAAAAGGCUACAUUGAUAUGUCAACAGUUGAUGCAGAGACAUCAUCAAAGAUCAGUAAGGCAAUCACAGAAAAGGGCGGAUACUUCCUUGAAGCUCCAGUCUCAGGUAGCAAAAAGCCUGCUGAAGAUGGCCAGCUGGUCAUUCUUGCUGCUGGAGAGAAAACAUUGUAUGAUGAAGUAAUCCCAGCUUUUGAUGUCCUUGGAAAGAAGUCUUUCUUUCUAGGGCAAAUCGGGAAUGGAGCAAAGAUGAAACUUGUUAUCAACAUGAUCAUGGGCAGUAUGAUGAAUGCCUUAUCUGAAGGACUUGUUUUGGCCGAAAGAAGUGGACUCGAGCAGCAAAAGCUUCUGGAUAUAUUGGAUUUGGGGGGAAUUGCUAAUCCAAUGUUCAAGCAAAAAGGACCUGCAAUGAUCCAAGGUAGUUUUCCCCCUGCAUUUCCUCUUAAGCAUCAGCAGAAGGAUAUGAGGCUGGCUCUUGCCCUGGGGGAUGAAAAUGCAGUAGCAAUGCCGGUCGCUGCGGCAGCCAAUGAGGCAUUCAAGAAAGCUAGAAGCUUGGGGCUGGGUGACAAAGAUUUUUCAGCCGUGUAUGAGGUAGUGAAGGUUUUACAGCACUCAGCAGGUAAGUCGUGAUACGUGCUUAGAUACAGACUACACAUAUAGGCACUGGACAGAAGAGACUGCAAUGCAUAUUGUGAUGAGAACGAUUGAGCUCUACAUAUGGUUUGUUCAUCUUCA